AUGUCCCUCAAGAGCCGUUUUUGUUGCGGUUUUGUUACCUCCCAUCGCGACAUCGUUUUUCACAUCUCCCCCCGUGUAGCACAAAUGUUAUCCAAUAGACCUAGCGAUAUUAUUUUCCAUAAAAUCAAUUUUUUCCUCCGCGAUGGUACAGAAAUAAAACAACCCACAAGAACCAACAUCCAUAUACUUUCAGCGUGGAAAUCCUCAACCCUGACAAGCUAUAACAGCGCAGUCACAAAGUUCAUCCAGUUCCAGAAGAGUGGCGGGAUAAUAUCUUUCCGUUUGCCGAUCACAGGGAAAACGCUUGAAGAGUUUUGCAUUUGGGCCGGGCGAAACGCAGUGACCUCGAACGCAGGGAAAAUUUCUGCAUCUUCUCUGCGAAAGUACAUCGCAGGAUUGAAAGCCUGGCACGUAUACCACGACGUCGCUUUCCCGACCGUCAACAAAACGCGGAUAGAUCUGAUUUUGAAAGCGUCGAGUAGGGAGGACGAAACAUUGACGAAGCAACCUGCUAAGUCCCCAAUUAUGUUCUGGCAUAUGUCGUACUUGUGGGUCAACCUGGUACACGGGGACGAUUUCGACAAGGCGCUGUUAGACUUGGCGAUCGUCGCAUUCUGGGGGCUAGCCCGACUCGCAGAGCUAACUUACGCCACGGGAGGUGGUGUUUUGGAUUUUGUGAGCUCAGUGUUAACAACGGACGUGACUUUGGGAGCGGACGCCGUGUUCGGGGAAACGGCAACUCUAACAUUGCGGAACACCAAAACGGGCCAGCCAGGGCGCCCACAACUAGUCACGCUCGCUGAGCAAAAGCAUGUGCUGUGCCCGGUCACAGCCAUAAGACGUCGAUUGUCUUCGGCAGAAGGGUCGAGGACGUCACUAUUUGGCUACGGGUCGGGUGAACGAAGGCGACACUUAACCAGGACCCAGUCGGUCGCUCGCUUGGAAUCCGUGCUGGCAAGCGGCGGUUUCACAGGCCUCAAAGGACACUCCUUCAGGGUAGGAGGCGCAUCCUUCCGCGCGGCUUUUGGCAUGUCGCACGCCGACAUUUGCCUACUGGGUCGAUGGAAAUCAGACUGCUACAAGUUAUAUCUCAGAGAGUACUCCUCGGGCGACCUGUCGAAGACUAAAGCCCUUGUUAAGCAGUUCAAACGGAGUUGGACACGGAUGGAAUCUUGA
Molecule: messenger RNA, 1176 nt
Organism: Puccinia graminis f. sp. tritici CRL 75-36-700-3
Lineage: Eukaryota; Fungi; Basidiomycota; Pucciniomycetes; Pucciniales; Pucciniaceae
Exons: 1
Coding region: 1-1176 (391 amino acids)
Biological process (GO): DNA integration; DNA recombination
Molecular function (GO): DNA binding
Source: RefSeq, a predicted model, not a curated record